AUGCUCGAGGGCAACAUCACCACUCUUCAAAACAUGGUUGACCUAAUGGCCGCUAAUAUGGCCGAGAUGAUGGCCUUGCUCAGGGGGCCGAAUCGCGCGUCUUCGAGCUCCACCCUUUCUCUCGCACGCGGGCCAACUGUCGACCCCGCUCCUUGGGUUCCGCCAACCCAUACAUCAGAGGGCGACAUAGCGGCCGCCCUAGCACCGACAAUUAUCCCAGUGCCCACUCCUCAUUCGACGCGCACGCCGGUAAUUCACCUGGUCGACUUCUGCCAUCCUCAGUCCACCAUUCCAACAGCCGUCUCACUUCCGCCCAUGACGAUUCCCGUGCCGGAUCCGGUUAUGUUCGUACCAUCUCUCGUGUCCGUGCCAGCUCCAGCUAUCGUUUAUACUGCUCCUCCGCCGAUGGGCUUCCCAGCAUCGAGCGCCCCUGUUCCUGUUCACACAACUGAGCCUUUCCCUUACCAAGCUCCACAACCCCAUAUCAGCCUCCCCUACCAAGCUCCACCUCCCAUAAAUAUUACUUUCUCCGAACCGAGCACACCAACUCAAGCGGCCCCCAGAGCUCCACCCACAAAUUUCUUUCCCGAAGCGGAGACCGAACAUGAGAGGAGAAUGAAGAAGAUGGAAGAGACUAUCAAGGCCCUCCAAGCUAGUGAUCCCCGACAUAGCACCAGUUAUCUAAAUUCGACUCUCUUUCCAGGGAUGCAGCUACCCGCGAAGGUCAAGGUACCCGAUUUUCAGACGACGGAACUAAAGACCCGCGACACCAUCUCCGUCAUUACCACGGGAAGAUGCUUCAAUACUGGGACUACGAACAGUUCGUCAUCGCGACUUUCCAGGAGAGCCUGUCAGGACCGGCGCUUAAUUGGUUCAUAUCUCUUCGAGCGGAGCACAUCCUUUCCUGGACCGAACUGGCCAGGAAGUUCGUUGAGCAGUAUUAGUAUAACAUGGAGACACCUCUAUCCUUCCUCGAGAUGA
Molecule: messenger RNA, 981 nt
Organism: Punica granatum (pomegranate)
Lineage: Eukaryota; Viridiplantae; Streptophyta; Magnoliopsida; Myrtales; Lythraceae
Source: RefSeq, a predicted model, not a curated record